Messenger RNA from Babesia ovata, 2361 nucleotides. RefSeq names its product DEAD-family helicase. The transcript is spliced from 8 exons. Gene Ontology annotation, molecular function: RNA helicase activity; ATP binding; RNA binding. Lineage: Eukaryota; Apicomplexa; Aconoidasida; Piroplasmida; Babesiidae. The coding region runs from base 1 to 2361 and encodes 786 amino acids. Gene Ontology annotation, cellular component: catalytic step 2 spliceosome. The record is from RefSeq and is a predicted model, not a curated record. Gene Ontology annotation, biological process: mRNA splicing, via spliceosome.
AUGAUAACUUUUGGCGGCAGCGGCGCCAAGCGCGGAUUGGCUGCCGGUGCCAGCACCGGGAGCGUGGCCAAGAGGCCUAUGGGCGGCCUUCUGGCUGGCCGAGAAGGACCAACAGCGGCACAUUCCAAGCACGGGAUCGACAGCAAUGCAGAUUCUCAGCCACCAAAGGUGGUCUACAUCCCCAAGGCCCAGAGGGAGAAGCGGAUGGAAGAGGAGGCAAAGAAAGCGGAGGAGGAGAUGCGUCAACGCGAGGAGGCAAUAAAAAAGGCGCGAAUGGAGUACAUAAAGCAGGCGGAAUCGAACAGGGAGUCCGAACGCCGGGAUAGACACAAACGAAGGGAAAUAGAACGUAUACGAGAAGGGGAUAGCAAGACUAGAUCUGAGACUAGUGAAAGGGGUGCAUCGAAAACAAACGCUCAUAAUCUAGCCAACAGCGACCUGGCAGGGCUCAACUUGCUCUCGUUGCCAGAGGCAGAAGUCCGGCCGCGACUCAUUGAAAAGGAAUUGGAGCAAAUUCGGCAGCACUACCUAGGCAUCAAACAGGAGAAGAAGAAAGUUAAAAAACCGUCGGAAAAGUUCAAAACCGUUUUCACCUUCGAAUGGGACAACUCCGAGGACACAUCAGUGAACGACAACAAUCCUAUUUACCAAAACAGACCGGAGCCCCAGCUGCUCUUCGGCAGAGGUUGCAGGGCGGGAAUAGAUGUGGUAGAGCAACGCAAGGGGAGCAAUUUCUACGAUGAGCUAUCAAAGCGCCGCGGCGCCAGUUUGACCGGAAGCGACUCUGGACGUUCGGCGUCGCAUUCGGUGCACUCAGCUGACCCAAGUGGGCGGACUAGGAGAUCGAAGGAUGGACGAGCUGACGAUGAUUCAAGGGAUGAAGAGGGUCUUGAUACCCAUUGGUCGUCGAAGAAGCGCGAACAAAUGACAGAUCGCGACUGGCGCAUUGUCCGUGAAGACUUUGACAUAUCCAUCAAGGGAAGCCGCGUACCGCCUCCGAUACGCACAUGGUCCGAAUCCGAUCUUCCAUGGGAGAUUCUGCAGGCGAUCAAGAAGGCGGGAUUCUCCUCACCCACGCCGAUCCAAAUGCAGGCCAUACCCGUUGGUCUGCAGAUGAGAGACCUCAUAGGUAUCGCGGAGACGGGGUCAGGAAAAACGCUGGCUUUCGUUCUCCCGAUGAUAACGUACGUAAAAUCAUUGCCGCUGUUGAAUGAGGAAACGGCGCGAGACGGACCGUAUUCCCUAACCAUGGCGCCUACCCGAGAACUGGCGCAGCAAAUACACCAGGAGGCUGUCAAAUUCUCCGCGCUAUGCAAGACUCGCGCGGUUCUGGUCGUAGGAGGGCACAGCAUCGAGCAACAGGGGUUCGAAUUACGCAACGGAGCGGAAAUUAUCAUCGGCACGCCGGGCCGCAUUAAGGACUGCCUGGACAGGUCCUACACAGUACUAUCGCAAUGCAACUACGUCAUUCUCGAUGAGGCGGAUCGUAUGAUCGAUAUGGGUUUCGAGGACAUCGUCAACGACAUCCUUGACUGCAUACCAACAUCCAAUCUCAGGGACUACGACGAGGACGUUGCCCUCCAAGAGGAACUUAAAGCCAAGGCUGGGUACCGCAGGUACCGUAUUACGCAGAUGUUCUCAGCUACCAUGCCGCCGGCUGUGGAAAAAUUGACCAAAAAAUAUCUUCGGUCGCCUGUAUUCGUGGCCAUAGGUGACAUCGGAAGCGGUAAAAAAUCCAUCACCCAACGCCUCGAGUUUAUAACCGAAGCGCGCAAAAAACAGAAACUAGGAGAUAUUCUCGAGGGGCUGGAAGGACCAAUCAUAGUGUUCGUCAACAUGAAGAAGGUUGCCGAUGUAGUGGCCAGGCACAUAGUGAACAUGGGCUACAGGGCGAUAGCGCUACACGGAGGCAAAAACCAGGACAUCCGCGAGGGGGCGAUUGAAAGCUUUAAAACGGGAGAGUACGACAUACUAGUGGCAACAGACGUCAUCGGCCGUGGCCUUGACGUCAAAGGCGUGACUGCAGUGAUCAACUUUGAUAUGCCCAAGGACAUACAGACAUACACGCAUAGAAUAGGACGUACUGGCAGGGCCGGCGCCAAGGGACUGGCUGUCUCACUCGUUACCGAGGAGGACUCCGCAAUAUUCUACGACCUCAAGCAACAGCUGAUCACCACUGAGAACAACGUUCGCUCCUCCUCGGCACGGCGGCCGCACCCCAUUUCAGGCCGGCGACUAAAGCUGUCCACAGCCUCGAAUGCGGUUCACCAUACAGAUUUCUUUUAUAAUAUAAAUUCAUGUUUUGCUGAACUACUUGGUCCGUUGCGACAAGAAGGUUCAGCGUAUAGGAUAGGCUCCUAA